Durotheca rogersii is the source of this 870-nucleotide messenger RNA. RefSeq lists its product as uncharacterized. The transcript has a single exon. The coding region runs from base 207 to 710 and encodes 167 amino acids. NCBI's taxonomy places the organism in Eukaryota, Fungi, Ascomycota, Sordariomycetes, Xylariales, Xylariaceae. The record is from RefSeq and is a predicted model, not a curated record.
UGGCCCAACCAGUAUUCGGUAGUAUAGCGAAUUCUCGAUGCCAAAGUGACCUGAUAACUAACCAAGUUCAACAAUUUCCUUAAGUUGUUCAACUAUAAAGCCCUCGCUCGGGUUUCCAUCAUCCAAUACCGCUUCACGGUCACUAAACAGGUUCCCAUAUAUAACGAGAACUGCGUAUUAGGGUCAGCUCGAAGAGGGUUAUCAGGAUGCCGAGGAGAGUUAACGGAUGUCUGCUGCCCUUGAUGACAGCACGAAGGGCGACGCAUACCGCAGCUGGCAGCCAAUGUCUCCGAAGAACCCAAUCCUCUCAGAGGAUAGCUAAAUGCAAAGAAAUCGGAAAGGGGCCAGCCGCAGUGCUUUGGAUGACCCGGACGUACGCGAGGGUGCGUAGUAACGAUGAUGAUGGUGUUUUCAUGUCACGUAUGACCGGAACAGUGGUGGAACGGAUAGUGAGAAGCCGGGUAUCGUCGAUACCGAAGCGAGUCUGGUUGAAGGUGGCGCCUGUAGCCAGAGUUCCAGACAUUCUGAUGCGGUUGUCGUGUUGGUACGAUGGAUGGUGUUGUAUCGGCAAGAUCCCAGGACCGGUGGUCGGAUUUACCAGUAAGCUGCAGGGGUGCCGAGGGAUCAAACCAGUCGUGGGUGCCGAUGCCGUAGAUAAUACUUCACACGAUAAUAUAAUGUACCGAGAAGGAGGCUUUCGCUAUUCAUAACAAAAGACAGUUGCAAAACCCCGAGGCGAGAACAAACCCAACCCCAAGUUGGAGUUGGACUUGAUCUUCGAUGUCGUUGCUCCCACCGAAGUGUUUACAGGUAGUUACAGGUAUAAGCAAGCAAGUAUUGCCUAGGACGGGGUAUUGAAGCGAAUAAAAA